This is a messenger RNA of Nipponia nippon (crested ibis), 1562 nucleotides long. NCBI's taxonomy places the organism in Eukaryota, Metazoa, Chordata, Aves, Pelecaniformes, Threskiornithidae. The record is from RefSeq and is a predicted model, not a curated record.
GAACAUUUUGGAAUUCAGCAUCCUUCAACACAGAGACGUCCUACCUGCAUUUCCCCACCUUCCAUGGAGAGCUCAGCGCAGAUGUCUCGUUUUUCUUUAAAACUACUGCUUCCUCAGGAGUGUUUUUAGAAAACCUGGGAAUUCAAGACUUCAUAAGGAUAGAGCUAUACUCUCCAUCUGAAGUGAUUUUUUCAUUCGAUGUUGGAAAUGGACCUAGCGAAGUUACAGUGCAAUCCCUCACUUCCUUAAAUGACAACCAGUGGCAUUAUGUGAAGGCUGAACGAAACAUCAAAGAAGCAUCCUUACAAGUAGAUCAGCUUCCUCAAAGGUCUCAUGGUGCUCCACCUGAUGGGCAUAUUCGGUUGCAGCUCAACAGCCAGCUUUUUGUAGGUGGGACAGCAUCCAGGCAGAAAGGAUUUUUGGGAUGCAUUCGUUCAUUACAGUUGAAUGGAAUGGCCCUUGACCUGGAACAGAGAGCAAAGAUAACACCAGGAGUUGAACCAGGCUGUCCUGGACAUUGUAGCAGCUAUGGUAACCUGUGUCACAAUGGUGGAAAAUGUAGAGAGAAAUACAGUGGAUUCUCCUGUGACUGCACUUUCUCUGCCUAUGCUGGGCCAUUCUGUAAGAAAGAAAUCUCUGCCUAUUUUGGGACUGGCACUUCUGUGACAUAUAAUUUUCAAGAAUACUACACCUUAGCUAAAAAUUCCAGUUCUCAUGCUUCUUCUUUCUAUGCUGACAUGACACUGAACAGGGAAGAAAUUACAUUUGCCUUCCGAACAACACGGACACCAAGCUUACUGCUUUAUGUCAGCUCAUUCUACCAGGAAUACCUCUCGAUCAUUCUCACUAGAAACGGAAGUUUACAAAUCAGGUACAAGCUAGAUAGCCAUCAAGAUCCCGAUGUUUUCAGCAUUAAUACCAAAAACAUGGCUGAUGGACAACUGCAACAUGUGAAGAUUAACAGACAGGAGGAAAUGCUCUUUGUAGAGGUUAACCAGAAUGAAAGAAUGAAGUUUAUUCUGUCUUCAGGCACAGAAUUCAAUGCAAUCAAGUCUCUCACACUUGGCAAGAUUUUAGAAAACAGUGAUGUAGAUGACGAGACUAUGAAGGCAAACUCUCAGGGGUUUAUUGGAUGUCUCUCCUCAGUGCAGUUCAACCACAUUGCUCCUUUGAAGGCUGCACUGCACCACAGCAGCUCAGCCCCCGUCAUUGUAAAGGGACGCUUCACUGAAUCCAACUGUGGUACUUUAACUGGGGCUGACUCAACAUCAAGUGAAACAACACAUUCAUUUGCAGAUCACUCUGGACCAAUAGAUGAGGGAGAGCCCUUAGCUAACACAAUCAGAAGUGAUUCUGCAAUUAUUGGAGGUGUGAUAGCGGUUGUGAUAUUCAUCCUACUUUGUAUCACUGCCAUAGCCAUACGUAUUUAUAAAAAAAAAGGCAUAUACUCAAAAAAUGAGGCAAAAGGAUCUGAAAAUGAAGACAGUGCUGAAUCUGCACUGAAAAGUGAGCUCAGCAUGCAAACGACAGCAAAUGAAAAUCAAAAGGAAUACUUCUUCUGA